Messenger RNA from Saccostrea cuccullata (small rock oyster), 1375 nucleotides. RefSeq lists its product as uncharacterized. Lineage: Eukaryota; Metazoa; Mollusca; Bivalvia; Ostreida; Ostreidae. The record is from RefSeq and is a predicted model, not a curated record. The transcript has 5 exons. Bases 13 to 1101 code for a protein of 362 amino acids.
AGAAAAAAAUCGAUGAUAAAAUAUGACUUUGUUAUACAGAACAAUUUGUACAUCCGGAAAAUGAUUUUGCUCACAGUUUUAGGUUUCAUUUCAAUCUUUUUGACAACGCAUACACAUGCUGCGAGAGAGAAAGAUAAUAAGUUGUCACAAAGAGAGAGGCGUUAUCUGACUCCUAUUCCCAUCCCUGUUUUACCUACCAGCAUAGUAAAAACAACCUCCGAUCGUUUUGCUUUUCCUAUGCAAUUUUCUCACGUACAAUGCAUUCAGGACCGGAUUCGGCGCACCUCUUUAACACGGGAAGGACUAAUGGAACUCUUUGUUUACAAUGGCGGGAAAUUCCAACCCUCGUUAAUGGCGACGGAUGAGAAAAGUGCACUUUCAGAUUUUCCAAACCUUCUACCUAUUGGCCAAUUUAAGAAAACCUAUAUUAAGGACGUAGAUAGACCAGUUUCCAAGCAAAAGCUUAUAGAAGAUCUGGAUAAAUGGGACACCUUUUUUAGAUCCGCUCCUAGAAUGAAUCAUCAGAUUACGCCAGAGGAAAACUCCCAUUUACAGAGUGCAAUAAACUACUUUGGCUUAGAAUUAGGAGAUUACAUUAUAAAAAAUAGAAUUGAUCCCAAAUACAUAAUUAAAUUCAUAAACGAUCAUGAUAUUGUUCAUCAUCCCCAAAUCCUCAGCUACAUCAGGAAGCCUGCUCACAGAGGGAAACGACAGACCGCAGAUAUCAGAACAUCCUACUGUCAGUACAGAGGAAACAAAACAGAUGCUGGAUUUAUUAAUUUCUGUACUUCAUGUAUGACUACAACAGAUUUGGGAAAGGACAAGUUUCCACGCUAUAUUAACGAGAUUGUGUGCAACGUGGAGCCAUGCCUAACUGUUAAUCAAAAUCCGCAUGGAGCUUGUCAGGAAAACCUUUUACAUUUGACCUUUCUUCGCCGUGCUCCAAACGGCUGCGUCAUGGUCAUCCAGGACACUUCGUUUGGCCAGAGGAAAGUGCUGACGGAUUCUUGGGAAACUUACACUCAGCGUAUCAGAGUCGGGUGUAGCUGCAAGCUUGACAAACGUUCCCGACUAAAACAAACAUUUGGGUUUGGAAAAUAAUGAAACAUUAAGUGCAAUCCUCCUUUGAGCGUUAUGUCAUUGUUAUAUAUAUUUGAUUGCUUUCAAAAUCUUUAUUAUAAUUUUUUUUUGCAAUUCAUUAUGUAUAAUUUAUUAAAUAUGCAUGGUGACAUAUUCGAAUGAAAAAAAUAAAUGAAAUCUAUUCGUUGACACUUUUAACACAAUUGGCAUUAAACAGUUAUAUUUAACGCACUUUUUAACUAAAUAUAUGUACAUUGUAUUUCCGGAACUAUGAAAGAAUUAAGUACGUUAUCUA